Molecule: messenger RNA, 1101 nt
Organism: Bipolaris oryzae ATCC 44560
Lineage: Eukaryota; Fungi; Ascomycota; Dothideomycetes; Pleosporales; Pleosporaceae
Exons: 3
Coding region: 1-1101 (366 amino acids)
Molecular function (GO): zinc ion binding; oxidoreductase activity
Source: RefSeq, a predicted model, not a curated record
AUGACGGAUAGCGAAAUGAGUGUCUUUCAAGUCCCGAAGGAGGGCAAGGCGGGUGUAGUCGUGAACGAGGGCCCAGAUUUUCGCGUCGAGGUGCAGAUGGUACCUGUCCCUGGAAUUAAACCUCAUGAAGUCCUCAUCAAACUCAACGUGACGGGAAUUUGUCACUCGGAUAUCCAUUAUAUGCGCAACGAUUGGGCUUCCCCAAAGAUGUCGGAGUUUGGUACGAUAUGUGCGGGACACGAGGGUGCAGGCAUUAUCGUAAAGGUUGGACAUGCAGUCACGACGCUGAAGCCUGGCAUGCGCGCUGGCUACAAGCCAAUUCAAGCUACUUGCGGCGAAUGUAGACAUUGUCAAACCAAUGAAGAUUGUUAUUGUGCGAAUGCAGUCUUCACCGGUCUAAUGAUCGACGGCUCGUACAAGCAAUACGUCGUGUCUCCUGAGCGUUACACCACCAUUAUCCCCGAUGGUGUGGAUGCCUUCAUUGCAGCCCCUAUCAUGUGCUCUGCAUCUACAAUGUACACUUCAAUCAAGACCUCUGGCCUCCAGCCAGGCGACUGGGCUGUUUUUCCCGGUGGAGGCGGCGGCCUCGGCAUGCAAGGAAUUCAGCUCGCCAAAGCAAUGGGCCUGCGAUCUGUUGCCAUUGACACUGGUGAGAACAAGAGAAGGCUUUGCUUAGAAAAUGCAGGCGCAGAUGCCUUUAUCGACUUUAGAUUGACAUCCAACGUCACAGAUGAGGUGAUUCAGAUCUGUGAUGGUAUCGGCGCCCAUGCAGUUUUCGUUACCGCCGUGCAAACGUACCCUUCUUCCAUCCCCAUGCUUGGCGGCCGAGUAGGUGGCCGCGUCAUGUGCAUCGGCUUGCCACCAGCGGGCACACAGCUUAUUCAUGUAGAUCCAAGUCAGAUGUGCUACAAGAAGCAGGCUGUUCAAGGCACGCUAGUAAGCUCUAUGGCAGAUGUGGACAAAACUUUAGAUCUUGCAGAGAGAGGGCUAUUGAAACCGAUAUAUACGGUGUACCCAUUCAGCAAAUUCAACGAGGUGGUGCAAAAACUUAGCAAGGGUGAGAUUGCGGGACGAGCUGUUGUGGAUUUCAAUACUGAGUAA